AUGAUUAAUGACGCGGAUGACGUGGAGCUCAUUGAUUGGCUAGAAAAGAAAGAUGAGAAUUCAACUCUUUUUGUCAACUUUGGGAGUGAGUAUUUUUUGACAAAAGAAGAUAUGGAAGAGAGAGCUUUUGGAUUGAAGAUUAGUAAUGUUAAUUUCAUAUGGGUUGUAAGAUUUUCAAAGGGAGAAGAACAAAAUCUUGAAGAGGCAUUACCACAAGGUUUUCUUGAAAGAAUUGGAGAAAGGGGAAAAGUUUUGCAAAAAUGGGGACCAAAAUCAAGAAUUCUCAAUCAUACAAGUAUUGGUGGAUUUAUAAGUUAUUGUGAUUGGAGUUCUAUAAUAAAAUGUUUAGAUUUUGGGGUUCCUAUAAUAGCCAUGCCUAUACAUCUUGAUCAGCCAAUGAAUGCUAGGUUGAUGGUAGAACUUGAGAUUGUUAGAGAUGAUGAUAGCAAGAUUCACAGAGAAGAAAUUUUGCAAGUUCUUGAAAGUGUUAUAUCUGGCAAAAUAGGGGAAAAUUUGAGUACCAAAGUUAGAGAUAUUAGCAAGAAUUUGAAAUCUAUAAGAGGUGAAGAGAUCGAUGCAACUGCUGAAAAGCUAAUUCAACUUUCUAUUUCAUGGCAAUUUGCAGCUAGUUUUAAGGCUGUUACGUGGCUGAUUUUGCUGGAUUUGAGGAUAGUUUAUGAGCUGGUUCAGCUGCGCUUUUGGUGGUAUUUUAAUGGAGGUUUUUUGAUGGUUUUGAGCUGGAGUUUUAUGGAGAAAGAAGAGGGUUGGUGGCUGAAGGUUAUUUUUGGUGGGGAAGGGAUCUGA
This is a messenger RNA of Nicotiana tabacum (common tobacco), 804 nucleotides long. Lineage: Eukaryota; Viridiplantae; Streptophyta; Magnoliopsida; Solanales; Solanaceae. The record is from RefSeq and is a predicted model, not a curated record.